Fopius arisanus is the source of this 3047-nucleotide messenger RNA. It is a transcript of the gene in, whose product is annotated as protein inturned. Gene Ontology annotation, biological process: nervous system development; establishment of planar polarity; cilium assembly. The record is from RefSeq and is a predicted model, not a curated record. The transcript has 5 exons. Gene Ontology annotation, cellular component: cytoplasm; cilium. Gene Ontology annotation, molecular function: protein binding. Lineage: Eukaryota; Metazoa; Arthropoda; Insecta; Hymenoptera; Braconidae. The coding region runs from base 143 to 2917 and encodes 924 amino acids.
UAAACGCUGAGGUACGCCGGAAUAAUCUCAGGUGUGGAAUCAGGUUGUGGAAGAGUGGAUUUAACCCCUGGAAUGUUUAUCGGGGAAAUAUGAGUCAAUCGUCGGUUUUCAGAGGGUGAGAGUGGUUUUGUGAUUUGAUACGAUGAAUGGCUUUGAGAUGAAAGGCACAGCGAAACCUGAGGACCGGCGUGAUGGCCCGGUUUCAACAAACGAAAGUGAAAAGCCCGACGAGGAUGAGCAUUCGUGGUGGGCGAGUGACAGUGGCUCAAGCACUGGCUCUUAUUAUUCUGACACCGAGAGUUCAAUCGUCGAGUGGGAAUCAGAGAUAAGUCCCACGGGUGAUGUAUUCUACAUCGAGUCCUCUCCAGAAACGCAAAAUAACAAUGACAGGCUGUACAAUGAGCAGCUGGAAUCACCACCACCGGAAUUGAUGAGACGUCGCAGCACUAGGGCCGGAAAACUAAUGAGACUGAUAAGACGGAGGGAGAGCAAAAGAUACAGCUCGAGAGUAAAGAAAUCAAAAACUGGAUCGUCCAAGAAUGACAGUGGUGCACAGCAAAAGGAGGGAAAUGGAAACAAAGAAGUUAAAUUUCAAGAUUACCAGGCUGGAGAAAUAAGAGAAGUGAUGCUGUGGGUGGACCCUGAAAAACGUCACAAGUUGGGGCGUCGAGCGAGUCUUUGCGAGGCAUUUCUGGGGAUAAGCCCGGGAGAUUUCUCCGAUAAAAUCCGAGUGAUGGUCGCGGGUUUUAUUCCUGAUGGCGAAGCCAUGAAGAAUAAGAAUAUAAAAAUCGGGGAUUGGUUGAGAAGCAUAAACUCGCGGGAAGUUACUUCCACAAAUCUCGAGUAUAUUCUCUCGGAGAUUGCCGCCCCUACGACAAUUAAACUAGAGCUUCAGAGAGUGGCUGGGGUGGAGGUGACAACGGAGGUGCCUCCGUCAAUGCCAAAACAAACGCCUUUAGUUCGUCGUCUAGUGGACAAAGAAGAGAGUAAGAAGCUGAUGGCCGCCCUGCUGGACUACUCCGUCGGUGUUAUUUACCUGCAGACCUCUGUGCUCUCAGAGUCGGGUCCAGAGCUCCAGGGAGUGACAUAUACAUACCCCAGAUCAGAAAGCAAGAGUUCGCAUUCGAUCCUGUGUUCAGCUCGAGGUGCUUUUAUAACCCUGAGCCACAUGCUCCCAGAAACCACUGGUUCUCAGCCGAUUAGCACGACAAUAUCAGUGGGAAGUGAAGAGAUUCAUGUGCUCUACUGCCUCCGAGGAGAUGAACUCUUCCUCAUGGCAAUUCCAGGCCGAUGGUAUAGCCUGGAGGAGUCCCUCGAGCUCAUCAGGGAGACGGCUCGCACUCUGGAGUUUAUGUUUCAGAGCUUGAACAGAUGUUUCAGUAACGAGGAGCACCACCAAGUAUUAGACCAUCUAUUCUGUCUGAUCUUCACAAAUCUCCUGAGUUUCAGGGAAUGGGGGGAUCCCCUUCUAGCCACUGGAGAAAUUCUUCCCCUGGAGUUGCCCCAAGGCCGAGGUACGUGUGAAUUUGAGGGGGUGAUUGGAGCUGCGCAAAUGGUGAAUCUUCCCAGAGACGCACAAAUUCAGAUCGAUGCUGCUCUCAAUGAAAUGGAGGCCAUGGACUAUCGGGACUGGAAUGAGGAUCCCAUGGACUGCCAAAGGCUCUACACUAUUCUCGGGUCAUGUCUCUAUCAUAGGAGUUAUCUUCUGGCCUCGCACCUACCUGAUGACGACCUCAUCGAUGUCCAUUCAUUCCUCAGGCAGAAUGGACUUCUCCAUCUCGUCGAGAAAGAAUCCACAAGAUCCCUAGUUCUCUGGAGAACGGUUUUUCCGACCUCCUGUGGAAGGGGAGAUCUAGGAGCCGGUGUAAAUGGCAAAUGGUUCCUCCUCGUUGUUGGAUUUGGGUUUGAACUCCUCGCUGUUGUUCUGGAGAGUGGGGGAUGCACUGCCCGACCUGCAGAGAAUGAAGGACCUGAUGUCUUUUACGUUGAGGAGGCACAGGAGACCCUAAAACACAUUCAGAAGAUCGGUAUCUCUACUCUCGCUGCUAAGUGGAUCGCUGCUAAUGCCAGACCGGAGACUCUCGAUAUUCAGGAGAAGAAUUGCGGAAAGACCGCUACCAUUGCUGAAAACUUGCUGGGCUUUAUCAAACCUACGGAGAUUGGAAGUAUUGGAAAGGCACAGGCCAGUCCGGUAGGGAGCAAAAAAAUACCGGAAGUCACUUCGAUAUUGAAGAAACGAAGUCCUGAGCAAAGUCCUGUGAUGUCGGGAUCAGUUUAUUCUCUUCAAACAUCUGAGGACUCCAUGAGUCAGGGAACGGGAGCUGUUUCUGAAAUAAGUGACGAGGCUGCUCCAAUUCUGGGGAGACGUGCCACUAGGGGGAGGACUCUCACAACUUCUAGACAGUCUGAUAACAGUGAUUCUGAUGUUGAGAUGUACAGAAAUGACAGCCAGACCUGCUCGAUGGACGUGUCAGAUAUCCGAGAAAGUCUUCUGAACCAGGCAGAGUACAUAGCACCAACAAAACUAACGGCAGGGGACAAAAACUGUCUCUUGCACUACGUACACCUUGACAUUCUGGAGGGGGUGCUCCUCUCUUCGAGGACCAUCGAAAAUCCUGAAAAAAAUUCGGAAAUAAUGAGUACCUUCAACGAAUGCGCCCACAGUAUUCACAGACUGUUAAAAAAUACGGUGAGAUUCAAAAAAAUGUUGAACGAGGACGUAGACAAAACUGAAAUCAAUAAGAACCUGGUGGCUAUCAAGGAGCACGGAGUAUUAUUCGAAUGUGAGAGCCUGACCUUCUGGGUAAUUGGGAGACUAUACGCAGCCCCAGCUAAGGAAUUCUACGUCUGCUACGAGGACACUGUUCCCCAGAACCUCGUGGAGAUGGCCUUUAGGUUAAAUAUAAACUGGAGUUGACGAUAUUUCAAUCAAUUGUAGGCUAAUUUAUUAAUUACUCAAUAUUAAAUAUUAAGUUAGUUGAAUAGAAUGUAUAAAAUCAUUUGGCUUAUGCGGUAAGUGCUAAUAGACUAUCGGAAGGUGUUGCCGG